GGCUGCUAAUUUGAUCAUUUUCCACCAUUGUUGGAUACUCCACUGCCACGAGCUGGUCAACUCCCAAUCUUCAUAAACCAUUACAAAUUAACAUUCAACGCGUUUCCGAUAAUUGGAACUUUUCUUCAAGUGGCAGAAACAUGCCACGACCUCUCUAAUAUUCUUUUUAUCUGUGAUUCGAUCAAAUUAUUUGCUGUUUCUUUUUGGGGGUUUACUUUUCUUCCUCUUGAAUUAUGGCAUGGAGGUACAGAGCCGGUUUGGGAAUGAUUGGGGCUUUUGUGCUGAUAUGGGUUACCGCUGCAGAGGUCACGCAGAAAAUUUUUACAGAAUAUAGACAGCCUUUUGCUUUGACAUACUUGUGGAUAUCCUUAAUGAUGGUUUUUCUACCAAUAUCAAUGUUGAGAGAUUAUAUAUGCAAAUUAUUGGAUAGAAAGUUGUUUAAAGAUAUCUAUGGAAACAAUAGCCUGUCGAGUUCGUUAGCCAUGCUGGAUAUUUCUCUUGAAGGAAGUGGACCGCAGGACGAUGUAGAAGGAGCUCUGAAUAGUUACCUUUUGGCAGAUAUGAGUGUAGACGGGACGGAAGGUGGAAGGACAUUAUUGUUGAAGGACGGAGAAGAUGAGCACUAUGCUACCAAAGAGAAGCAUGAACUUGGCUUGUGGGAAAUAAUGGGAUGCAGCCUUUAUCUUGCUCCUAUAUGGUUUAUAACGGAGUAUUUAUCAAACUCAGCUCUGGCCUAUACCAGUGUUGCAAGCACGACUGUGUUGACUUCAACUUCAGGGCUCUUCACACUUUUCUUUGGAGCAUUAAUUGGACAGGACACUGUAAAUGCUGCAAAAGUCAUCGCUGUUUUAAUCAGUAUGGCUGGUGUUGCAAUGACUACCGUGGGUACAACUUGGGCCCCGGACGAGAUUCUUAGCGUCACUGAGACUAGAAGACACUCUAUAACCGGAGACAUUUUUGGUCUGCUCUCUGCAGCAUCGUACGGAUUAUUUACAGUGCUUCUCAAGAGAUCAGCUGGAUCCGAGGGGGACAAGGUUGAUGUACAAAAGUUCUUUGGAUAUAUCGGACUCCUCACUUUUGUUGGCCUCUGGUGGCUUGUGUUUCCACUUAAUGCCCUCGGAAUCGAGCCUCAGUUCAAGCUCCCAAGUUCAGCAUCCGUUGAAGUAAUCCUGCUCAAUGGCUUUGUAGGAAGUGUUAUAUCAGACUAUCUAUGGGCACUCUCUGUCGUGUGGACGACCCCCUUGGUCGCGACCCUUGGUAUGUCCCUGACAAUACCCCUUGCGAUGUUUGCUGACAUGCUGAUCCACGGGCGUCACUACUCUGCCAUUUAUAUCCUCGGGUGCAUUCAGGUGUUUGCAGGAUUUAUCAUCGCCAGUAUCUCUGACAAGCUUUCUUGUAAAAGGAGAUAAUACACAAUGAAAUGAAAUGGAUAUUAGGUUUAGAAUCUAACCUUUGACACACUUUACUACCAAAAUUGCAGCAAUUGUAUCUCUUACAGUAGUACAGAACAGAAGUAUACUUGCCUUGUAUAAUUGUCCUCUGCCUUAUUGUGGUACACUACAAUACAUAUUUUGCUUAAACAUAUCAAUAUGGAGUAUUUCUUUUA
Molecule: messenger RNA, 1606 nt
Organism: Salvia hispanica
Lineage: Eukaryota; Viridiplantae; Streptophyta; Magnoliopsida; Lamiales; Lamiaceae
Product: putative transporter C405.03c
Cellular component (GO): membrane
Source: RefSeq, a predicted model, not a curated record